AUGAAAGUUACAACACAUCCUCAAAUCGAUGACUUCUCAGCCACGAGAAAGGAGUACAACAACAGUAUUCUGAUGAUCCAGUCAGUUAAAGUGUCCCAUUCUACCCAAAGUGAGAACUGAUCCACACAGCCUGUACAAAAACGUUGUGGUUUAAAUCAAGCUGUGAAUUAAUUAAAGUAAAUGACAUAAUCAGAGGAACAGUUUGAAACGACACAACCCAGCUCAUGCUGUUUCACCUCUCAUCUUCCUAAUUGACUAUAUGACCAAAUCGUACUUGUGAAAUCACUUCGAUUUUUAAUGAUAAUUAAUUUUUCAUAUACAUAUUGUUCAACGUUAUUUACAUUUUAGAACAUGUAGCUUUUGAUUUACCCAAUUCUUAACCACAUAUUCACUGAACAUGGACUGUGGUAUAAUAAUACACUCUCUUUUUUGGGGUAAGUGGUUCAUCUAACCUGUAUCCAAAUAUUUGAAUGGAUUAACUCUACUGUGAGUUUUUUAGUGAUCCACUUCUGUUUUCAUUGGCUGCUUCAGGGCAGAAGCUGCACCAAGACCAGAUAUCAGAGAGUAGGAGAGAGAGACAGAAUGUCUCCUUCAGCUACAAAGUUACUGGUCGAUGUAGCUUGAACCUUGUCCUCUGGUACCAGCAGAGAGAGGGUGAGUCCUUUGCUUUGAUUCUAUACAUUGAUUUUGAUGACAAUUCUGUCACCCUUGAUACCUCUCAUCCUCAGAGAGCAGAUUUUUCAGUUGGGACCUGAAGAUCCAGUCAGUUAAAGUGUCCCAUUCUGCCAUCUACUACUGUCCCUGCUAUCGGGAUUUGGGAACCCACAGUAAGAACUGAUCCACACAGUCUGUACAAAAACUCUGUGGUUUUAAUCACGCUGUGAAUUCAUGAAAAAGUUUAUUCACAACAGGAAGUGACAUAAUCAGAGGUUGGUGCAGAGUGUGCAAAGUUAAAUGCAAUUCUAAAAGGCAUUCCAAAUACAUCGGUGAGAUGUCUUGCCAAUGAGCAAACAGUGAUUAAACUGCAUCUUCCUGAUGUGUCCUGUAUACAUUGUGUCUACAUUUGGUAGAGGUGUGUGUGCUAUCUGGGUAUAUUGUGAAUAUAGGAUGGCUAAGGGGGUGUUCUUAGACACGGAGGAAGCAGAGUUGAAAUGUCCAGUGAUAGGUGGUCCUGGCUGACGAUACGCCCAUGGAUCAGCAGUAUUGAUUGUAUUUCAGGUACUUAACACAGAUCAUAAGCAGAAUCUACCGUGCAUCCAAAACAGAUAAGUGAAGGUGCUGGAGGCAAAAUGCAAAACUGGAAUAACAGGAAAAAGUCUCUGCACACUUCCAGUCAGAUGCACAUUUAUUUUAAUAGUAGCUGAGCUUACGGUCAGUCAACCUUCAUCAGAGCCCUACACAGGAUGUUUCCUACCCAGAGUCAGUGGCAAUUUACAUAAUUUUUUUAUCAUUAUGAUGUUUUUAAGUCAACUUUUACUUUUAGAAAUCUGCAGUAGGCUUCAUGUUCCAACUCAUUCUUUGUGUGUAUGUGUGUGUGUGUGUGUGUGUGUGUGCGUACGUACGUACGUUCAUUGACUGUAAAGGGAUGAUUGGUCUGUUGAUAACCUUGGAAAUUAUACAUAGAGAACUAUGUAACUAUCUAUUAUGGCAUGUGACAUUUUUUUAAAAGCAUGAGAAAUUCUGUUAAGUGGUCUACCUUUGUACAGUAAGCACGAAACCUUUCAAGACACAAUGCAGACUUUUUUUGACAAGGGAAUUUUCACUGUGCACCUCAUUAAAAGUAUUUGUCUCUGGAAACGAAACUUUAUGUGACAGGUAAGAGAUCAAUUGAGCAAACAAUAGUCAUUAUAAAUAAUUUAUAAUGGAUCUAUGUCUAAUCAGUUUCCAAAAGUAUUGAGAAAUCCUCCUGGAGUAUCGCUCGGCAAGGAUGCACUAUUCAUGAUCAACCCAUGUUAGAAAAUUACAGAAAUAUUAUGAAUUUGAAGUUUGUUAAUAGCCUGUACAAUUGAUCAUUCAGAUUUCCAAGGAAGGCAAUACGCACAAUAUGUAGUUUAUUGGAUGUCUUUAAUGAUAUACACCCUCAGUUAAAUGUGUGAUAUAAAUGUAAACUAAUUUGAUAUAGGGCAAGAAUCCAUGUUGAACUGUUUACUGAGCUAAGAAUUGUUUAAUUCCUCACAAAGUUAUGAUUUUAAUGUUAUUGAAAUAAGAUAUUCCAUAAAGGAUAGUUGUUAUAAUAUUUUUUUAAUGAGUUUUUACAUGAGUUGGUAGUUUAUUUAUGUAUGUAAUUACGAUUAAUCUUGACAACAGUCUACAUCUAAAGUCUGAAUGUUUCCAGACUUAGUCAAGAUCUCCUGGAAGCUGGAGGAUGAAAAUGGCCUAACAGUGGAGGUGCCCAAAGCAGAGAGGGAAGAGCUGGAGCAGAGGGAGGAAGGACAGACGGACAGAGUGAUCAUCAUUGAUAAAGGGAAUACCUACACAAACAAAUACAGCUGUUCUGUGAACCAUGAAGGGGGCACUCAAGAUGUAUUAUUUUAGUAUGUAUUUUCAUUUUCAUACAUCAUUAUUUGUGUAAUAUCAAUUUGUUUAUGUAUUCAUCCAUCUUAAUGUAACGUGGGGGAUGUAACAGGGUGAAGAUUACCCUGUUACAUAAAGAUGGCAUAUCACCUAUGCAAAGUAAAAAGGAAAGUACAUAAACAUUUGAUUCACACUUUAAUUGCAUAGGAAUGUUGUUGAGUUGGUUUAGCAAGUUUAAACAAACUAUUAUCCCUGACAGUGCAUAAUGCUAUGAAAGUAUACUGAACUAUCCUUCCUUCCAUCUUAUUCUCAGAGGAACCAACUGAAGCUCCUCCAACCAACAUGGCUGCAGCAACCUGUCCACCCAGAAAUGACACAGGAGCCACUGACUCUGCAGGUUACCAAU
Messenger RNA from Coregonus sp. 'balchen', 2920 nucleotides. Lineage: Eukaryota; Metazoa; Chordata; Actinopteri; Salmoniformes; Salmonidae. The record is from the annotation of a GenBank genome assembly.